Molecule: messenger RNA, 2334 nt
Organism: Lodderomyces orthopsilosis Co 90-125
Lineage: Eukaryota; Fungi; Ascomycota; Pichiomycetes; Serinales; Debaryomycetaceae
Gene: PEX8
Product: Pex8p
Exons: 1
Coding region: 1-2334 (777 amino acids)
Source: RefSeq, a predicted model, not a curated record
AUGUCAAAAAGCAUUACUCCACAAUUAGAAACUAUUGCCACUAUAACCAUAUUAUUAAUGUCGGAUCUAUAUAGUAAACUAGGUCCCCAAGGACAAGCACUAUUGAACCAAUCACAACACACAAUCUACCCCUAUACCAAUGAUCCCAAUAAUCAACCACAAGAUCUCGACUUUGUCAUUGAUGAAUUGAGAAACCCCAAAUCAACCACCACGGUAAACAAGGUAUUGGGUUACUUAUACAAUUACGUUCCAUAUAUCAAACAUGAGCAUAACUUGGGUAUUGUCAUUGCUAGUUUCUUAAAUAGCCCUCUGUGUUUUGGCCCCAGCACUCCACCGUUUGAAGAAAAUUACUUCAUUAUUGAAGUGUUUAAAUUGAUUACUGAUAAGAAAUUGGAAGUGUCGCAACCUACAUUACCCAUUAAGGAGUUUUACACUGUUAUCAGAAAAGAAUUGGAGAACUUCGUAUGGUAUAACCCCAGUGCGAAUAGUUGGAAAGUGUUGCCAAUAAUCUGUGGAAUGAUGUUGUCAAAUCCACUUCGUAAUGAAUUGUAUAUUGAAGCUAAUUAUUUACAAUACAGGUGGUUUUUCGAUGAAUGGGAUGAAAAAAUGAAAAGCUUGUUUGUUCAUUGUUUGGAGUAUAGUUUGACUAGUAGUCAUUCGGAAGAUAUUGUUUUCCUUAGUGUCACUAGUUUGGCUUUGGUUUAUCAAAAGGAUGAACAUGUGAAAAAAUAUACCAAACAUAUUAGUGAUGGAUUCAUGGUGGGAGUACUUAUGGAUAUGAUUUUUUUAUCACCUAAAGUGUCAACUUUGCUGUAUCAGCAAUUUUUCAAGCUCAAUCCUCGAGAUCCAAAUGAAGCAAAUAAGCAAAUUUUUCAAAAACCAGUGAUUAAACAUUUAAACAAGUUUUCUUUCUUAAUCGCUGCAUAUUUCACUCAAUUGAAAUACACUCAACGGAAUGAAGAUUUGAUUCUUGCCAAUUUGACGAAAAUUGCCGAUUUCAACAAAUUGGUCAACCAUAUGUGUUCAGCAUCCAUAUUCAAUACGUUCACAAGCUCCAAGGAAAACAACCCUCUUUUCCAACUGUUUUGGUACUUUAUGAAGAACUUGUUAUUUUCAGAAGUGAUUAUUUUCCAAGGUAUAUUCACUCGAUUUCUAACUGGAAACAAGUCAAAUUUCAUUUGGUUUAAUAAUCGAGAUUUGACUAUCAUGCAACGUGCAUAUAGACAAAUUGCCCUAACUGCAAUCCCCAGUUUGUAUUAUCUCAAUUUCAUCUUACUUUCAAUAGGACAAGGAGGAUUUGAUAAUUAUAAUUUUGUUUAUUAUCUUAGUGUUGAAUUGGGUUUAUCUACAGAACUUCAUUUUGAACAAUUGGCAUUGCGGUUUUUUCUGGACUAUAAUGAAAUAAACUUAUAUCCUGAUGUAUUGGAUCACAACUACGUUAUGCAACUGAAGGUGUUGUUUGUAUUGGGACUAUGGGAAAAUUAUUUACAGCAAAAACCUAUCCAAAAUGAAAACUAUGCAACCAGGAUUUACGAUCUUGUGAGGGAUUUGGCUGAUGAUUCUAGAUAUUCAAGCAAUGGUUUAAUCGAAGCUAGUCAUUCGGUAUUGUUAUUUUAUUUCGCCAAUAGUAAACAAGUUGAUCUUGCCGAUUGUAUUGAAUAUGUCAAUUUGUUAAUCAGUCAAUUCCCUCAUCGGUUAUCGGCUACUCAAUUAUGCAUUGCUAUUGAAACUAUUGGUAAGAAAAUCCUAUCUAAUCCUAAACCAUACCCUCCUGACUACAUCUUCAUUAAUUCAGCUGAUGAAUUUUUCCAUUUCUUAGCUGAUAAAUGUGCACCAAUUGCACGUGGAUUACCCAUAAAAGCCACGACUACCCCCCUGGAUAAUCCGAGUUUUGCUUCUGCACAACCCAUUUCCGAAAUUGAAGCUCAUUCAACACUUAACACAUUAGAACAAGAUAAGAAAAUGGAAAAUGACAUUAUACAUGAAAACAAAGCCAAAAAACCCAAAGAUAAAGUUGUGCGUGACUUGUUACCACGUUUCAAAAAGGAAUACAAAUUUGAAAAUCGACUUGCGCCAGAAACCGUUCGAGAAGCAGCAGUGUUGGCUCUAAUUAAUUUAGUUCCUUAUUUUCCCUUGUCGGUAUUUACAUCAUGGGUGGAGAGAAUUUGGGAUUUGAUUGUGAAAAGUAAUGUACUGGAGGCCAAUUAUUUAACUGGUAUGUUAUGGAAAGUAAUGAGUGAUAGUCUUGAUUUGAAUCGAGUUGAAUUGGCAAUGAGAUGGUGGUAUGGGACAAAGCAAUUAUCGGAGAGAAAUUACGUUGCUGCUAAAAUAUAA